AUGGAGGCGAAUUUGGAGGAUUGCAUAUGGGGGAGGUUUGAUUGGAAUGAGUACAUUAAAGAGUUAGUUGGAGCGAACAGGGUCGAUGAAGAAGUUCUUAUAGAGAAGAUCAAUUCUGUAAAGGAAAGUGUCGGUCGACAAAUUCGGAAAGCGGUUGAGCAACAUCAUCCUCGUUUGGUGGAGCAAGCUAGUGCUUUGCAAAAUUUGGACCGUGUACAAGCUGCUAUUAGUCAUGAAAUGUCCCAUCUUACUGGAAAAUGUGAAGAGUUAUGCCAGAGAUUCCAACUUCAGAAUGAAAAUUUGCGCAGAGCAACUAUCAGAUUGGAGCAACUAUACUUGUUGAGACGAGUUUUAUCAUCAGCAAAUAGAUGUGAACAGCUGGUUGAAAAAUUGAAAACUACAAAUGAAUUGGUGAAACGUUCGGAAAUAAUUUGUGAAUUAGAAGCAAUCAAAGCUGAAGUAAUUUGUCUGAAGGAUCUCGAAAAUACCCGUGAAAUGGUUUUAGUAACAAUACCGAAGCUAGCCGUGGAUGCCAGACAGAGCGCUGCGACCCAAUUAAGGUCAUCACUUGAAAGUCUUAGUGUACCACUUGUGUCAUCCUGUGUCCGUGCUUUGAAAAAUCUAUCUUCAUAUGAUUCUGAGGUAAAUCAGAUUUUGCAAGAAAAUAUUAGACAGUUAGAUAGUGAAUUUCUCCAACUCAGUGACAGUUCAGUAACAGUUGCAAAGUUUCUACCUCAGCUGAUUAAUCAGAUUCAGAUGUCAUUGGAGCAGUAUUCUUUGCUUAGUGUUGAAGUCGUCUCAGACUUUUCUGAGAAACUCGCAUUCAUUAUUUCAAGACGCAUCCCUGAAAAUGCUGCAUAUGUUCCUCGUUUUGUACAAUUUUUGUCGAAAGUUUUAUCUGCACAUCCGACAAAAGCUAUUCAACCUUUGGAUCAAAGUCUUCAACCUCUUCGAAGAGCUAUACUUUCUCAUUCUCUGAAUAGGAUGUUCAAAACAGUAGAGAUCACAUUCGAAGAAAAUAGUCUCACGGAUUUCCCUGUCGAGAAUAUUGAUUCAGCAAUCAAAGAAGAAUUAAAAGACUCUAAUUGGGACCCGAAGUUAAGGAAAGAAAUGGAGGCUAAUGUCGGGAAAGUAUUACAGUUAGUUGCACAAAAGAUUGAACAGCAUCUUUCGUUGGAUUCAUGUUCUCUUCAAAUGGGUGAACGCCUUAGUGCUCUGCAGAUAGAAAAUUAUACUUUAAUAUCCAUGGCGCAUACUUUAGCGCUGUCUUGGCCAUCUCAUAGUAAACCACUGAUACGAAUCUCACAACAAGCUGAAAAAGCGUUGUUAGAUGUUGCUCGGUCAUCAGUUUUUUCAAUUUUAGCAUCAAUGCAUAAAGAAGAGUUGAACGAGCCAUCUCCGUAUGUGAAAGAACUUUGUGAUUACUUACGCAUUUUCCACCUUCAUGCCGGAUAUUUUUUAAAGUUUGCCGGUUCUGAUGAAGUUAUGACUUCAUUUUUGAAUUAUGUUAUUGAAUUGUUUCUGAUGAAUUCAUCGCUCUUACGACCUAUUUCAUUUGACAAUUUAUGUCAUGUCUCUUCUGAUUUACAAUACAUAAGCGACAAUGGGCUGUCAUUAUUUAGUACUCAGCCCUCUCUUAUGCUAGAAAUACCGCAGUUCGUGAAAGCUUUUAGAUUAUCACCUGAAGAGCUAUCAGAGUCAGAAUCAUUGCCGUUUUGGUUUGUUACACAAUUGUUAAUAAGUAUGAGUGAAGAAACACUGUUGUCGCCACAUGUAUCAGCUGGUUGGACAAUAGAAGAAUAUUUGAGAUGGUCUAUGGAACAUGGUAUCAAUGACCGCCUCAAUUUUUUCUCAUCUCUUAUGCAUGAAACUAAAGAAGUAGAAAAAAAAGAUGGUGACGAUGAUGAAUGGGAAGAGAAAAUUGUGGUGUUAGAAAUUAUUGGUUUGAUGGAUGUGGAUAGAGCAAAACAGGCAUUGAAUCGAGGGGAUUGUGUGAUUCGCAGAUGUGAAACGGAGAAUCCGAUUGUACAAAUUGGUAGUGCCCUUUUCACAGCUGAAUGGGAUGGUACUGUGGGCACUGAUAUGAUUUUUAAAGUUGAAGAUAAGAAGCUUUGUUUAGCUGAGUGUGCAGAUGUUCGAUUGAAGGCUGAAAAGGCGCUGAUUACUAGUAAUGAUGACAAUAAAUAA
Messenger RNA from Thelazia callipaeda (thelaziosis nematode), 2187 nucleotides. NCBI's taxonomy places the organism in Eukaryota, Metazoa, Nematoda, Chromadorea, Rhabditida, Thelaziidae. The record is from the annotation of a GenBank genome assembly.